UCCGAAUGAAUCACAAGCUACUGACUCUACCAACACCAUGUUCCUUCUUCCUUCUCCUUCGUCCUCCUACCUAAUGAAGCACCAGAGUCACAAUGCUCUCUGGUUUCGAGGACUCCCUUAUGGUAGUGGCAAGCUAAUACGGCACAUCCGGUGUGCGAAGAGAACCGGAAAACAGAGGUACCCAUCGGAGAAGAAGAGGCUGAGGACAAAGCAGAAAGAGCUCUUAUCGGAUUCCAAGGAGAAGAGCAAGUUUGAGGGCACAUGGAGGCUCUUCAAGCUCGCCGUUCCUCUCGAUCAAGACCCUGGCAAAGACUCUCUCCAUGUCUCCGAUGCCCUUCUACAACAAAUCGCCACAGUUCUCAAGUUCCCGGUUGCUUCGCUGUUGCCACCAGAGGCUUUCACCAUCGUUAGGAAGUCCUUUGAUGCUAGGAAGAAAUUAAAAGAGCCCAAAUUUGUGCAUACUGUGGACAUGGAUGUCCAAAAGCUCAUCAGUCUGGAGCCUCGUUGUUGGGACUUCAUUUCUCGGCUGGAGCCUAAAGUUGGCCUUGUGGAACGUUUGCAUGAUGAAAGAGAUUUUGGUGAUCUGGCGAGUAUCAUUCACGACAGUAAAGAAAAUAAAGUUGCAUUGAAAGGGGAAAAUGGACAUAGCAUUUUCUCAACAGAGUUUUACAAGAACCAGGCUACGAGAAAACCAAACAUUGCAGUAGUGGGAAGUGGGCCCUCUGGCCUAUUUGCUGCCCUUGUUCUUGCAGAGCUUGGUGCAGAUGUUACUCUGAUAGAAAGAGGUCAACCAGUAGAAAAAAGGGGGCGUGAUAUUGGUGCUCUUGUAGUUCGUCGAAUUUUAGAAUUGGAAAGUAACUUCUGCUUUGGAGAGGGUGGUGCAGGUACCUGGAGUGAUGGGAAGUUGGUAACCAGAAUUGGACGCAAUAGUGGCAGUGUCCUUGCAGUUAGUUCGUUUCCUUAUGUAGUAUUUAUGAAGUUGAUAUGUGCAUCCUGUGUUAUGAGAACUCUAGUGCAUUUUGGAGCUCCAAAACAGAUAUUGAUUGAUGGAAAGCCUCACUUAGGAACAGAUAGGUUGGUUCCUUUACUUCGCAACUUUAGGCAACAUCUGCAAAAUUUGGGUGUCACCAUAAAGUUUGGGACAAGAGUAGAUGAUUUAGUUAUAAAAGAUAGACAUGUUCUAGGGGUUAUGGUAUCUGAGUCAGCUGAUAAAUUACAUUUAACAAGUCAGAAGAUGGAAUAUGAUGGAGUUAUUCUGGCUGUUGGUCAUUCUGCUCGUGAUAUAUAUGAAGUUCUUCUUUCUCACAAUGUGGAAUUAAUACCCAAAGAUUUUGCUGUAGGGCUACGAAUUGAGCAUCCUCAAGAACUAAUAAACAGCAUACAGUAUGCUGAAUUGGCUUCCGAGGUUUGUCAUGGACGUGGUAAAAUUCCAGUGGCAGAUUACAAAGUUGCCAAUUAUAUUGACAAGGAGGAUUUCAAUGACGUAUCUGAUUCAGGGGUGACAAAUCGUAGUUGUUACUCUUUCUGCAUGUGUCCAGGUGGGCAGGUUGUUCUCACUAGUACAAGUCCAUCAGAAAUAUGCAUCAAUGGCAUGUCAUUUUCUCGGCGAGCAUCUAAGUGGGCAAAUGCCGCACUUGUGGUUACUGUCACAACAAAGGAUUUCGAAGCUUUGAAUUAUUAUGGUCCUCUUGCCGGGGUCAAAUUUCAGAGAGAGUUUGAAAAAAGAGCUGCUAUGAUGGGAGGAGGAAAUUUUACAGUGCCUGUCCAGACAGUUACAGAUUUUCUUGAGAACAAGUUGUCAGUAACAUCUGUACCCCCGUCAAGUUAUCGAUUGGGUGUGAAGGCAGCAAACCUCCAUCAACUAUUUCCCAUUCAUGUAACUGAAGCUUUGAAACAUUCACUUGUAACAUUUGACAAGGAGUUACCAGGAUUUAUCUGCAAUGAUGCUCUCCUUCAUGGUGUAGAGACUAGGACUAGUUCCCCAAUCCAAAUUCCACGCAAUGGUGACACUUAUGAAUGCACUUCGGUAAAAGGACUAUAUCCAGUUGGUGAAGGAGCAGGCUAUGCUGGAGGGAUCAUUAGCGCAGCAGUAGAUGGAAUGCAUGCUGGUUUUGCUGUGGCAAAAAAAUUCAGCUUGUUUCAUGGAGAUGUUGAGUCUGUUCUGGGCAAGGCUCAAAAUGUUGGAGUUGUCAAGUACUAGGAAGAUCUAAGUUUCUUCAGACACUGUCUUUGGUGGGAGGAACGCCAACUUAAACAAGUUAUCUUCUACAUUUUUGAGUUGUCAGUUUCAGCUUGUCGUGGAAGAACAUCGAUGAUAAUUGCCACAUCUCUCUCUGUCAUAUUUGCUAACUAGGUUGUCUUACUGGAAGUUGAUACUUGUAGCAAGGACCUGUGAAUAUUGGACUCUGUGGCUGCAAUUUAGGAAGAUCACGAAUUUGACAACAUUAAUGUGGCUACCCAUGAUAUAUAGAAACAUAGAAUGUAGUAUUUUACUAAAGCAAUUGUAGACGGUGGCACCAUUAAACUCCAGACGUAUGGUCAAGUUCUCAGUAAUGCCUAUGUACACAGUUUUUUAUUGAAAAAACAUGGAUCUAUCAUAGUACCGGUCUGCUCAAUGUAUUUACAACCGAAUCAAGGGCUGUUGAACUAGACUCAAUUUUUUUAUUUUUUUUAUAGAAAUUCCAUCUUUCUUCUCCAUGUAUCCCUAAAACUAAGAGCAACUCCAACGGAAGAGUUUCUCCUGACAUGUAACAGUAAAAGAAAUUGUUUGACGUCACUUUUCUUGUGGGAGAGAAACUUUUGCGGGUUGGUCUUAAUUUUUGGAGGUGCUACUGUGAGCAAUCGUUGUUCUUCCUCUUUGGUGGGUCCACUUGCAAGAAAUAUGAAUAAAAAAUUGUAGUUACCAUAUUUUUUGAUAA
Messenger RNA from Glycine soja, 2918 nucleotides. RefSeq lists its product as uncharacterized. Bases 38 to 2200 code for a protein of 720 amino acids. The record is from RefSeq and is a predicted model, not a curated record. NCBI's taxonomy places the organism in Eukaryota, Viridiplantae, Streptophyta, Magnoliopsida, Fabales, Fabaceae. The transcript has 15 exons.